This is a messenger RNA of Perca flavescens (yellow perch), 5617 nucleotides long. RefSeq names its product regulator of G protein signaling 12b (gene rgs12b). Gene Ontology annotation, molecular function: protein binding; GTPase activator activity. The record is from RefSeq and is a predicted model, not a curated record. Gene Ontology annotation, biological process: signal transduction; regulation of G protein-coupled receptor signaling pathway. The transcript has 19 exons. NCBI's taxonomy places the organism in Eukaryota, Metazoa, Chordata, Actinopteri, Perciformes, Percidae. Bases 816 to 5459 code for a protein of 1547 amino acids. Gene Ontology annotation, cellular component: plasma membrane; cytoplasm; nucleus.
ACUUUUUAGUAACUUUCAUGAAUCGACAGAGAAAAAAAAGCAUGCACUUCUGAGUGUUAAGUGGCAAACACAUAGUGGUCAAUUCCUUUUCAAAAGCGAGCGUUGAAACCAGUGCUAACAUGUAGCUUCGCUACUAGCAUGUGCAUCUAACUAAGCUAACGGUAACGUUAACGCGUCAGCUAAUCUUCGCUAGCUAACGUUAACGUUUUCUUCACAGUUUCUUAGUGAAUGUUUUAGACUAUUUAUGAACACAUAUUGUUUUACUCAAACGAGAAACUUGAAUUUAGAGGGUUGCCCUGAAGUUGCAGUUGUUGUAGCUAGGCUGGCUCUGUCUAAUUUUACCUGCAUGCCAACAGGUGUGAAAACGCCUCUGGUUUGAAGACAUAUUUCCCAUUGGACAGAGCUGCACUGACUCCACCCUGCACGCGUGUGGCUGUGUGUACGGUCCCUUCCCCUUAACAUGCGAUAUUAACAGAAUAUUGCCAUUAAUGAGAGUUUAAUGCUUUCCUUUGACAUUUUGGACGGUUUUAUAACUAUAUUGAGCUCCCAUGCCGCCAAAUAGACCAGGCAGCAACUAUAUGAUGUGUGGAAAAGAAGUGUCAUAGACACUCAGGUGAAUUGGGAGAGAGAGUGACACUAGCAUGGGAAUGCUACUAUAGCAAGGCUGUGCCAGAACUGAGGGCAAUCUUUCACCCCUCUGCUGCAUUUAGAACCGCUCCUCAUUUUUUCGUAGCAGCUUGACAGCAGAUAAGGUUUGACAAGAAGACAGACGUUGGAUAUGCCCUGCGUUCCUGCGUAGACUAGAGCCUGGCACAAUGUUCAGACAAGUGGAUGCAUCAUCCAAAAGACGCCCUUGCGGUGGAAGUGGGCUGCCCCAGCCUUCACCACCCUCCGCCUCUACCCAGCAGGGUCGUAUACGGGCCGUGGAGGUGGCGAGAGGUAGAACAGGGUAUGGCUUUACACUGUCGGGCCAAAGUCCAUGUGUCCUCAGCUGCAUCCUGAAAGGGAGCCCUGCAGACUAUGUAGGUUUGCGUUCAGGAGACCACAUCCUCUCCGUCAAUGACAUCAAUGUCUCCAAGGCAUCGCAUGAAGAUGUAGUCAAACUGAUUGGGCGCUGCUCUGGUGUCUUGAAACUGGUCAUCGUUGAGGGAGAACGUCCGAGGCGGCACCAUCACCACCAACGCACUACUGGAAGUCGUCACCAUAGCAGCAACACAAUGGCAGCGUCGUACCCCGACUCGUGCUCAAGUGAUGAUGAGUUGGAUGGUUUUUAUGACAACAGUGUUAACAACAACAAUAACAGCAGGUCAGGCUGCGCUGGAACCCGUGGGGGGUGGUACAAACCCAAACUGGAUUCUAAGCAGCUGGGCAUCAACAGGGCAGAGAAGGUUGUGGCAGAGCUGCAGUCUGGAGGAAUUUUUAACAUGAUCUUUGAGAACUCAAGCCAGUCCUCCAGCAGCUCAGACAAGGACAGACCUGGGGCCAGCUCAUCAUCAAAGCCACGUCCUCUGUCUGAUCCAGAGUUCCCUGCGUAUGGGAACUCCUCCCGUUCCCAGAGCAACCCCAACCUCCUCUCUGAGGAGGAGAUGGCCCAAGUUCUGAACGACGACUCGGUCUUCCUGGACGCGGACUUCCGUCAUCUCCACCUUCAACACCAUGAAGAGCAAGACUUGGAUGUAGGAGAUGGGGGUGACUUGGGCCUAGAGCCCAGCGAGGGCAUCCUCAAUGUGGGCAUGAUCGUUGGCUAUCUGGGCUCCAUUGAGCUGGCCUCCAUAGGGUCGAGCUUAGAGAGUGACAGCCUGCAAGCCAUCAGAUGCAGCAUGAGGCGCCUCCGGGCCGAGCAAAAGAUCCAUUCGCUUGUCCUUAUGAAGGUCAUGCACGACAGCGUGCGUCUGUGCAGUGACAGAGGUCCGGUCCUGGCCACCUAUCCCGCAGAAAAACUAGCCUUCAGCGCCUGCUGUCCCGAUGACCGUCGAUUCUUCGGACUGGUCACGAUGCAGGCCACCGACGACCACGAAGAUUGUCACUUCAGCAACGGACGAGAUGAAGAGGGCAGUUUGAGGACUUCCUGUCACGUGUUCAUCGUGGACCCAGACCUCUGUCAGCACCAGGUCCAUUUAGGUGUCGCGAGGAGGUUUGGCUUUGAGUGCACCCCCGACCCAGACACAGGAGGUUGCCUGGAAUUCCCGCCCAGUUCUCAGCCUCUCCUCCAGUUUGUCUCUGUCCUCUACCGGGACAUGGGGGACAACAUUGAGGGGGUCCGGGCCCGGGCCUUCCACGAUCCCGACAACGACGCCCAGCAAAACCACAGCACCAGCAGCAACAGCGACAGCGGGAUCGGCAACUUUUUACCAGAAGAAAAGAGCAACCGAGUGCUUUUAGUAGACCUCGGAGGUCCACCUAGCCACAACCACAUCUCGGGGCCACGCCACUGGGACAGCCCACCGUCAUCCCAGCAGGCCUGGAGCCCCACCCUGGGAGCCGCAGCCCCUCACCCACCUCCUCCCCCUCCUCUUCCACCAGCUCUGAGAAAUGGCCACUACCGUCACGAGCCACACCUGGCUGACCUCCCUCACCCUCUCCCCUUGGCUCACCCCGAUGUCCCCGGCAGGCACUCCAGAGGAGUCCACCCACACCACUAUUCACCAGGGAGGCGGGGAGGAGCUGUAGGGGGAGGAGAUAAGAGAGGGGGUGGAGGAGUAGGAGCAGGGGUGGAGCCGCAGCGGUGGCUGCCAGUCCAUGUGCUGAGAGACUGGCGUCAGCAGCACCAUCACAGCCACCUCCAGGGUCUGAGCAGCGAUCAGGAGUCCUACGCCGAAUCCACCGACGGAUGGUCAUCAGCUAACUGCAGCACCCUGCCACCACCCAUGAAUAAGAUCCCGGCCGACCGCUACCGGGCCCCACUGGCCCCCGGAGAUCACCUGCCACCACCUGGAGGGAGUCAACCUCCCCCUCCUUCACAUUCCCACUCUCACACCCACCGGCUGGCUGUUCAGAAAGACGAGUGGGCUAAGAAGCUAUUUGGUGCUGGAGACAGGGAGCGAGCCGGAGCAGAGAGAGGUGAAAGAGAGAAGAAACGAGGGAAUGCAAAGGAGGGAGAGAAAAAGGGUGGUCGGUUCCGCGGUCUGACCAUGGGCUUCCCUCCUCUCCCCCAGCGCUCCUCAGCCAGACGCUCCUUUGGACGCUCCAAACGUCUCAGCCUGGCCCGUUCUCUGGAUGACCUGGAGUCCGCCGCAGUCUCCGAUGGAGAACUUAACAGCGUGGAGCUGCAGGGCUGCAGCAGCGACAACAGUCUGAACAGUAAUGCCAGCCUGCCCAGCGUUCAGAGCCACCGGCGCCACACUGAGAGGAGAGUGGCCAGCUGGGCUGUCUGCUUCGAGAGACUGCUGCAGGACCCCGUGGGAGUCCGCUACUUCUCGGAGUUCCUGAAGAAAGAGUUCAGCGAGGAGAAUAUCCUCUUCUGGCAGGCUUGUGAGUUCUUCAGCCACGUCCCUGAGAAUGACAAGAAGCAGCUCUCUCAGCGUGCCAGGGAGAUCUACAACAGCUUCCUGUCCAGUAAAGCCACAACACCGGUCAACAUAGAUAGUCAAGCCCAGCUCGCUGACGACAUACUCAACGCCCCCCGACCUGACAUGUUCAAGGAGCAGCAACUGCAGAUCUUCAACCUGAUGAAGUUCGACAGCUACACGCGUUUCCUUAAGUCUCUGCUGUACCAGGAGUGCAUGCUGGCGGAGGUGGAGGGGAGGCCCCUACCUGACCCUUACCACAUCCCCAGCAGCCCCACCUCCAAACACAGCACCACAGGCUCCGACCGCUCCAAUCUCUCCACACCCAAGAAGGAGGACAAAAAGAGCAAGUCGGGCAGAUCUUUAAAUGAGGACAGUCGAGAUGAUUCAGGAGACCGGAAGAAAGGCAUGUUUUUCUCCUGGUCUCGCAACAGGAGCUUCGGCAAAGGCCCGAAGAAACGAGAGCUGGCUGACUUUAACUACAAUUUCUCUGGCAGCAAUGGUCGCCGAGAAUCCCAGGGUUCGCUGUCUUCAGGAGCCAGUCUGGAGCUGGGGACGUCAGGGUCAGGGAGGAACGAGGGUGAUGUUUCCCGUGGCGCAGUAUCAGUGUCAACAGAGCGCGGAGGGGGCAGCGCCCCCUUGAGGCAGUGUAACAUUAGCUUGCCCAAUGGCUCAUGUUGCUCUGUGCCACUGAGGGCCGGAGUGUCUAUCAGGGACCUGCUGCUUGGUCUCUGUGAGAAGCUCUGCAUCAACCUGGCAGCUAUAGACCUCUUCCUGGUCGGAGGGGAGAAGCCACUUGUUUUAGACCAAGACUGUAUGACAUUGUGCUCUCGGGAUCUCCGACUAGAAAAACGCACUCUCUUCAGACUCGACCUGGUCCCUAUUAACCGUUCGGUAGGCCUAAAAGCAAAGCCCACUAAGCCAGUGACUGAGGUCCUCAGGCCUGUGGUGGCCAAAUAUGGCCUGCACCUUGCUGACUUGGUGGCACGCAUUAGUGGGGAGUUGGAGCCAUUAGAUCUAGGUCUUCCUAUAUCCAACCUGGACGGGCUGCGAGUAGUAUUAGAUAUUGCAGAAAACACUCCUGGAAAAGCAGACAAACAGAAAGUAGCUCCCUCUAAGAACCUCGUCCCUGCGUCAACAAGCAGAAACCAAUCGACAACAGGGGAGGACAGGCCAUCAGGGAAAGCCGGUUCAGCCCACCCCCAUGGGGAAAACGGCAAGACUGGGCCCAGCCCUGACACAAGCAGCCAGCCCUUACCCAACCACUCUGUCUCUCACCAUAAGGCUCCGGAGAAAAGAAAACAGAAAAAGAUUAAUGUAGACGAAGCUGAAGAGUUCUUCGACCUCAUAUCCAAAGCUCAGAGCAACCGAGCAGACGACCAGCGAGGCCUGCUAAACAAAAGCGACCUGCAGCUCCCAGACUUUCUGCGCCUGUCACCAGUGGCAACCAACCAGGCUGCGCCUCCUCCCUACGGCCCUGAGCCCAGUUGCUCCACCCCUUAUUCCCGUAACCCCAACAACGGCAGCUUCCCUAGCAGCGGUCGCCGGGGCAAUAAGGCGAACAGCAACGACAGGGGAGGAGGAGGCGGCGGCGGCAGCGGCAACCACUUGCUCAACUCGAGCCAUCAGUCCCAGAGCUUGGACUCUGCACUGGGAACUGAGAGUGGAGGGGGGAGGAAAGCCCAACCACCUCCUCCGUUUCCUGGCACCAUCUCCCCCAUCCACCCGUCCCAGAGUGGCCAGCGUGGUCUCCUUCAGGACUCUGGCAGGGGAGAAUCGGUCCAGAUGCUGGAGGAGGACACGCUGUCUGAUUUAACUCUCGUGGGAGAGGGGGACAUUAACAGCCCCAGCCUCAACUACGUCACUCCCUCUGCCCUACAGUGCAAACCCCACCCCCGACCCCAACAACAAGCACAGGAUGGUCGGCCUAGCUCAGGUACUUCCCCUGUGUGAACUCUAAAUACUUUUUGAACUUUCACCUCUUCCUUCACCUAACUGUGAGCGGGACUGGAGACCCGAUAAAGUCAGUUUGAAGUUCCUCAUUGGUCACACUCGGCCCAGAAUGCAUCCAGAUCUCCUCCCUUUAUUUCAUAAAUCCCUUUCCAAAACUA